Molecule: messenger RNA, 1191 nt
Organism: Mesorhabditis belari
Lineage: Eukaryota; Metazoa; Nematoda; Chromadorea; Rhabditida; Rhabditidae
Source: the annotation of a GenBank genome assembly
AUGUGCUCUCUUGACGAGGAUUUCCUGGUCGACUCCGAGCACCCGACAGUCCAACGGAUCAUCACCGGUUUAGAGGAGUUUCAGAGAAUCUACACAGUUUUCCACCGAUACGCCUCGAUUUUUAUUUGUGUGGCCGGCGUGCUCGUGAAUGUCGUUCACAUUUUGGUUCUCUCAAGGCCAAGAUUACGUCGUUGUGCAGUGAACGCAGUGCUGACCGCAGUCGCCGUUUGCGAUGUGGUGAUCAUGACCUCGUACACCAUUUAUCUCUUUCGUUUUCGCAUUUUUCAGACAGAAGGCGGGUAUUCGUAUGCGUGGAUGGUUUUCCUGAAAUCCCAUGUCUCUGUCUCUGUCGCUCUUCAUGCAAUCACUCUCUACAUGGGCGCUGCUUUGGCGUUCAUUCGAUGGCGAGCGUUGGGCAAUAUUCAAAGCAGAUGGUUGUUGCCGGUGACUGCUUGGAACAUGUUCUUCAUGGUCUCCGUGGCGAUCGCGGUGUUGACGAUUCCGACAUUCGUCCUUCAUCACAUCUAUUUGGUCGAUUCAACAGAGACGAGUACAUCAAUAGCUGAAGGAAUGGCUGGACCCAGCGAGGGUUUGUACUCACUCGAGUUCGCUCAUUUACCCUGUGCACUUUAUCGUUUCAAUCUUUGGAUUGUGGCCAUUGUCAUGAAGGCAGCGCCAUGUGCCCUCUUGUUGUGGUUCACGAUCGCGUUGGUGUUAAAGUUGAGAGCAACUGAUGAGAAAAGGCAUCAUUUAUACUCGAAAAGUUUCCGAAAACACAUCAAGAAGACCACUGUGCCUGACAGAACAACAUAUAUGCUGUUGAUUUUGCUGGCCGUUUUCCUCGUCACCGAGCUGCCGCAAGGGAUUUUGGCGCUUUUCAAUGGUAUGUCCACCUCGUAUGUCUACAAAUCGAUCUACGACAAUGUAGGCGAAUUGUUGGAUAUGCUUUCGUUGGUGAACUGUUCGAUGGAUUUCAUUCUCUAUUGUUGCAUGUCAUCAAGAUAUCGUCAAACAUUCGGUCAUAUGUUGAUCCGAGUGGAGAGUUGGGUGAGAAAUCAAUGGUAUCCAGGGAAAGAUGGAGAGCGAUGCGCCAGGACGAUCAGGAGGGCACAUAGAGUCGAGCUAACCGACGAUCCCUCGUUUUCCCGUGUUCAUUGUGACGGUUCUUGUCCUCCGGAUGCGGUCGAUGUC